Messenger RNA from Colletes gigas, 1267 nucleotides. RefSeq names its product probable G-protein coupled receptor B0563.6. The record is from RefSeq and is a predicted model, not a curated record. Gene Ontology annotation, biological process: G protein-coupled receptor signaling pathway. The transcript is spliced from 6 exons. Gene Ontology annotation, molecular function: G protein-coupled receptor activity. The coding region runs from base 1 to 1242 and encodes 413 amino acids. NCBI's taxonomy places the organism in Eukaryota, Metazoa, Arthropoda, Insecta, Hymenoptera, Colletidae. Gene Ontology annotation, cellular component: membrane.
AUGUUGACGGGAGUUCUGAAAGGAACACUUCUGUCCUGCGAGAAUGGGAACUCUACGUGGAACAGCGUGGCCGACGCGAACAAAAACGUUCUCCAGGAGGCCACGCCUUUGCUGAGAGUUAUUUACAGAAUAAUAAUGCCGACCAUCGUGGCCAGCGGUAUGGUCGGCAACAUUUUGAUACUCGCUGUGCUGUCCACGCCAAUGUUUCGCGGGAUCGCGUAUUUAUAUCUCAGAGGGGUUGCAAUGGCGCACAUCGGCGUACUGGUGUCUUGGAUACCGAUAUUUGUCAGACUGGGACACGGGAUGAAAAAUAAUUAUCCGUCCGUGUUCUAUCACGCCCAUUUGGAACUAGUCGCCGUUAACACCUUCUCCAUCGCGAGCAUUUUAAUAAUGACCUGUUUAAUCGUGGAUCGAUACAUUUUCAUUUUUUUCCCGGCUCGUAUACGCGGCAGAAACGCGCGCAAGAACGUCCGCUCCUCCAUCCUGUGCUCGUUCAUUCUCGGUUUCGCGGUGAGCGCCCCGCUGACUGGAAUGAGAAUGGUCUACGAACAGCAAGGGAGCACGUCUGUUCUCUUCGCGUUGCGCGAAAAUACUUCGGUCACGCGGAACGCGCUCUGGAACGCGUACAUCUGGAUCAUGGAGAUCGUGGUGCGCCUCUGCCCGACGAUGAUCCUUCUUUUCUUGAACACGGUCGUUGUCAGAAGGUUUCUGCACCUGAACGCUAAGAAAAGGGAGUUUCAAUUGGUCUCGGAGAAGUAUCGUACAGCGAACGUUCCUGAAACGUCUCUGCUCGCGCGUAAUCGGGGAUACAGAGAAGAACAACACCUGGCCACGCUGAUGUCGGUCAUGGCGGUGUGCUUUAUCGUGUCGAUGAUACCAUCGACACUUGUUCCAUUAUUAUAUCACAACUGCGAGAGCACGGAUGUUGGUUAUUAUUUGUUUCAAGCAUUCGCGGCCGUCAUUGAGCUGUGCAACUUCGCCAUUCACGUUGUCGUGUAUUUCUCCUGCAGCAGAGAAUUUCGGGAAGAAUUUGUCAAGAUUCUUCAGAACAAAUGCGAGAAAGACGUGGAGGAAGAUAUCGAGCGACCGAUUGGGGAAAUCGAAGACUAUAGUCGACACGGUACAACGGUGCGAUUAACACCUGAACAAACAAAAUUAAAUUCACCUGGCUCUGCCAGUAAACUGAAUCCCAUGGAAGAGGACAAAGAAUCGGAAUUAUUAAAUGCCUCCGAUAUCAUUUAACUAUUGUACGAUUAAAUUUCGAAUA